AUGGAUGGGUUUAGAGCCAUUUUUAGGACAACUCUGGUCUUUGUGGCGGUGGAGUUGUGUCUCGUUUGCUGUGAUAUAACGGACGGAAACGCCGAACACCUGAAAAGGGAGCACUCGCUGAUCAAACCCUACCAAGGUGUCGGCAACAGCCCGUCCAGCCAGUGGGACUUCUGGGGGAGCACCUUGGUCACCAGUUCGUACGUCCGCCUCACGCCCGACGAGAGGAGCAAGCAGGGAUCCAUCUGGAACACUGUGCCCUGCUACCUGAAGGACUGGGAGAUGCACGUGCAGUUUAAGAUCCAGGGAUCGGGGAAGAAGAACCUGCACGGCGACGGAAUCGCCAUCUGGUACACGAAGGACCGGCUCCACCCAGGAUUUCCCAGUCCCAGCCCAGAGGUCCGGAUGCCCGCCUACCCCCGGGCCCCCGCCGGGCCCCGGAGGCGCCUCGGCCCGGCGGCUCACGCGCGGCCCCUCCCUCUCUGCCUCCACCCAGGCACCGUGUUCGGGAGCCAGGACCAGUUCCUGGGCCUGGCCAUUUUCCUGGACACCUUCCGCAACGACCUGCACGGGAUGGACGUAAGGCCCGUGUUCUCCAACAACGCCCACUUCCACGGGCUGGCGGUUUUUAUAGAUACGUACUCUAACGACGAGGCCGUGGACCGCUCCUUCCCCUACAUCUCGGCCAUGGUGAACAACGGCACGGUCAGCUACGACCACGGGAAGGACGGGCGCUCGUCGGAGCUGGGGGGCUGCUCGGCGGAGAUCCGGAACCGGGACCACGACACCUACCUGGCCAUCCGCUACUCCAAAGGGAGGCUGACCGUGAUGGUGGACGUGGAAGACAAGAACGAGUGGAAGGAGUGCAUCGACAUCGGAGGCGUCCGCCUCCCGACCGGAUAUUUCUUCGGAGCCUCUGCAGCCACAGGAGAUCUGUCAGGUUUUGAGCUCGACGUGAGACGUCUUGUUCCAGAUAACCACGACAUCAUCUCCAUGAAGCUCUACCAGCUGAUGGAAGUUUACAGCGGCUUGGUUUACUCCAACGGGAGCCUGUUAGCUUAG
This is a messenger RNA of Menidia menidia (Atlantic silverside), 1059 nucleotides long. The record is from the annotation of a GenBank genome assembly. NCBI's taxonomy places the organism in Eukaryota, Metazoa, Chordata, Actinopteri, Atheriniformes, Atherinopsidae.